Cuscuta europaea is the source of this 2488-nucleotide messenger RNA. NCBI's taxonomy places the organism in Eukaryota, Viridiplantae, Streptophyta, Magnoliopsida, Solanales, Convolvulaceae. The record is from the annotation of a GenBank genome assembly.
GGUGGUGCCAACCCGACCGGAAGAGUCUAGCCUCGAAAGCUAGAGAGAGACGCUCUCAACUUCCAGAUCUUACCGAGUUCUUUAGUUAGGAGUGGACUCGGGCCAGGCCAACCGGUCCGGAAUCGGACCGGCCCGGUGAACCGGUUGGUUGCCCGAUUCGGGCCACCCGACCCGGUGAACCGGUUGGUUGCCCGGUUCGGGCCACCCGGCCCGGUGGGAUGGCGGUUCGAGCUCGGGCCCUUCAAAAGGUGAAUCGGCCCGGGCCGGGUCAAUUUAUUAUUUUUUUUUUGAAUUUUUUUUUAAGUUUUUGGGUUGGGCUGGGUAUUUUGGGCCAUUUGAGGUGGUUAGGGUUGGUUUGGGGGUGAGGGCGAGGGUUGGGGGUUAACUAGGAAAAGCCAAAAAAAAAAAAAUAGAACUGAGGCCCGGCCCGGCCCGGACCCGGGCGUUACCCGGGCUGGUUCCGGGCCUCCUCUUCAUGAACCGAGGCCCGGCCGGGCCCGAACCGGAACCGGUCCACCCCUAUCUUUAGUAGAUCUUACCAAGUUCUGAUAAUUAACCCCUAUUUUUGUCCCAUUAGAUUUCACCGACUUUCCUUUUUUGUUUGAAUAGAAAAUUUUGUUACUUUGUUUUUAAAUAAAUGAAUUGUGAUUCCGUUUAUUUCUGUCCCUUCUACCCAAAUAUGAAUCAUAUAAUUUUUUUAUUUUAUUUUAUAGCCAAUGCAAAGAAGUCAAUGUCUAAUGAAAUGGAGAAUAUAUGUUUCGAAAUUUCCUCAAGCAUGACGCAUCAUUAAAGUAAAUUAGUUACGAUAGUAUUAAAUUGAUAAGCAUCACAAGCAACUACCAAAGUUGCAGACGAAGUUUGGAUAAGGCAUGCAAAUCUGUUGGAAAGAAUCAGCUCCAAAACCGCAAUGGAAAUUGGAGUAUGGUCAAGACUUCCAAAACCUUCCAAAAUAUGGGGUUUCAUGUCUAUCUAAAUGGUUAAAGAUAAUAUUUCUACAUAUAUAUUGACAGAGCAGAGCUCUUUCUCGAUAGCAGAAUUGGUGGAUAAUAUUAACAAUUGGAAUUAAUUAAGCUGCUUCCCUCUCUUACAUAACCGAACCGAACUAAUCCAAUAAUUCCUAUUCACAACCAUGCACGAAAAGGCCUAGAAAUGUUAGAUACUUCGUAUGAAAAAGGAAUAUUGACAAAAACAAUAUUAUAAACAUUUCAUUAGAUAAAAAUAGGUAUUUUUUCACGAAUAUUACUGAAUUAAAUUCAAAAGACAAAAAUAAGAUUUAUUUUAAAAUUUUCCAAAAAAGUGACAUAUUCAAUUUGGACAAAAAAGAGACUGAUAAUAAAUGAAUGGACAUGAACACCCUUACUGAUAAUUUCGGUACGACGGUACUUCAUCUCUCUCACCUCAUCGUGCUUUAUAUAUAUAAAGUGCAGUGUUUUUUAAAUAAUUUAUUAAACUGACUUUUCGAUCAAAUUUCAAGUUAAAAUCGUGUGAAGUAAUCUACACUUCAUGAAGCUUCAUGAAAAACAUGCUUGCAAAAUUUCUAUCAAAAACUUUCACACACCUAAACAUCACCUAUAAAAAGAAAACAAACAUUGUCUUGGGCUAAUCAAGAACUUCUUAGAAAGAAAAGGCUUUGGUUUUGAAACUCUUAUGUAUACAGUAUACUAGAGAAGAUGGGUUCUCUCACGCCAGGUUGGGAUUCACUGGUUUCUGAUCCUAAAGCAGUGAUGUACAAGAGAAACAAGUCAUUAACAAAGGAGGAAAUAAAUUCUUAUUGGAGAUCAAAGAAAGAGCAGAAGGAGAAGGAAUUGGAGAAGGAAGAGGAUCACUACCACCCAAGCUCAAGCUCAUCAGGGCAACUACUCAAUGAUUUCCAGGAGGGUAUUGUUGUUGACCCAGCAGAUAGUCAAAUCAGUCUGGAUAAAUUGAUCCAGACACAUGGCUGGUGGAUAAAGAGCAAUUGGGCACAUCUAAACGAGGCACCACCACCUGAGGAGGAGGCGGUUCACCGGUAUGUUUCUCAGUUUCAUGUGCCGAACAAGGCUUCUGCUGCUACCUCCGACGGCAGCUCAUCAAAUCAUCAUCUUCAUGCCUGAAUCAGCUCGUGAAUGGUGCCGGCUUGUACGUCAUGCCCUGGCCACCACGUAUUGGAUGCUUGUUUUUUUGCAGUCACACUUCUUAAUAUUUAUGUAAUGCUGCUAUUUGUAAUAAGGGUUACUUUUGAAAUCUAGAGUUUUUCUAAUCAGAUAAUAUGUCUGCAUAUAUAAACUAUGAAUAAGUUAAGUUAGUGUAUGCCAAAAUAAAGAAAACAACGUUGGAGAGAAUAGUCUAUGAUUUUUUUUCAUUUUCAUUCACCCGGUGCCGCAAAGGCUCCCACCUACGGUGGGGUAGGGGGUCAGAUGUACGCAGUCUUACCCAUGUACUAAAGCACAGAGAGAUUGUUUCCGGAUGACCCAUAGUGAAAAUCGUGUCCAAGAUUGUAUGAACUGAC